This is a messenger RNA of Magnolia sinica, 1792 nucleotides long. Its product is annotated as LRR repeats and ubiquitin-like domain-containing protein At2g30105. The transcript has 10 exons. Bases 71 to 1198 code for a protein of 375 amino acids. The record is from RefSeq and is a predicted model, not a curated record. Gene Ontology annotation, molecular function: protein binding. NCBI's taxonomy places the organism in Eukaryota, Viridiplantae, Streptophyta, Magnoliopsida, Magnoliales, Magnoliaceae.
AGAACUCCCCCCUUUCAAAAAACACCAUUUUAUAUAAAAACGAAGAAGAAAGCAGCAGCGGCAAGAAACGAUGGCGACAGAAUCAGGUGGUGGUCCCACCACCAUCACCGUUCAUGUGAAAUUCAGCGGCAGAUCGAUUCCCAUCUCUCUUUCCCCAGACGCCACAGUCAGGGAUCUCAAAUCCCAUCUCCAACCCCUCACGAAUGUUCUCCCAAGAGGCCAGAAACUCAUCUACAAAGGAAAGAUUCUCGUCGAUACAAUGACCAUGAAGUCAUCAGAAGUGUUAGAUGGGUCGAAGAUUAUGCUGAUUGCCUCUCAUGGUUUGCACCAAGGGGAUGGUCCCAUCACUAAAGAUGCUUCGUCACUAUCUAGCUCAAGGAGGAUUGUUGAAGCUAAUCGAACUGAGGAGAAGAAGCCAAAAAUAUCCAUUGAAAUGAGUCAGUUAGAUCGUUGGAAGGUGACUGGUGUGGUAGCUUUGUCAGAAUGCCACUUGAAGGUUGUACCUGAGGAAAUUUGGGCUUGUGGAGAAGUCAGGGUAUUGGAUAUCAGCAACAAUUCCAUACAAGAAAUACCAGCUAAAAUUGGCUCUUUGAGAUCUAUUCAUAAAUUGCUCCUGAAUGCAAAUGAUAUAUCAGAUGAAAGCAUUAAAUGGGAAGGCAUAACGUCACUCAAGUCUCUAACAGUUCUGUCUCUAAGCCAAAAUCAUUUAGCUACUUUGCCUCCUGCAAUUGGUGCUUUAACUUCUCUGCAACAACUUCAUAUUUCUAACAACAAGUUAACAAGCUUGCCAGCUGAAAUAGGACUAUUGAGUCAACUCCAAAUUUUGAAAGCAAGCAAUAACAGGAUAAGCUCAGUACCCUCAUCCCUAGGGAAUUGUUACUCUCUUAUUGAGGUUGAUUUUUCAUCCAAUCUUUUAGUGGAGUUACCUGAGACAUUUGGGAAUUUGCGAAAUCUAAAGGUAUUGCAUCUCAGCAACAAUGGCCUUAAACUGCUCCCUCCUUCAUUGUUCAAAAUGUGCUCGAAGCUCUCAACCCUUGAUCUCCAUAACACGGAAAUUACAAUGGAUAUUCUUCGCCAGAUUGAAGGGUGGGAAGAAUUUGAUGAGCGUCGCCGAUCAAAGCACCAGAAGCAACUGGAUUUCCGUGUUGGGCACUCUGCUGGAUUUGAUGAAGGAGCAGAUAAGAAUGAGGGACGUUAAAUCCUUCAGAUUGGGAUGCCAGUUUUGUGAGAGGCCAUACUUCCUUUGGUGCCUUCAUUUUUGCAAUCAUAGUUAAAUCCGGAACUUGUAUAAUCGUCAGGAGAAAUUAUGGGGUCCUAAUGCAUGAACGCCUGUGGUGUCUUGAUGUGCCCAUUCAUUCCAGUGGGCCCAUGGUUGGAUAAUCCAGAGCAUUGGUCUGGUGGGGUUCACAUUGUUGAUGGGGAUGCUUCGAAAAUCUCACGAGUUUGAAGAUCUACAAAUAGUCGGAUGGAUAAAACCCUCCUCCAAUUGGUAUUGUUCAUCCAUGAUGGGACCCAUCAGAUCAACAGUUAUGAUCACCUGUCCAGGGGCCUCGCCUUUAACUGGAUGUUUAAGAGGACGUUCCGAUGUAUCAGAAUCCUGUAAUUUGUCCAAUCUAUAGACAUCUAUUUCAGAACGACUGCAUCGAAACAUUGCCACCAUUUGCUCUGCUUUGAGCUACUGGAAUCUCAAGAAGUGGAUUUGGGAUGCACCAGUAGCAGUACGAUUUGAAUGUGUAUGAGAUUAUAGUGAAUUAGUUCAAACGAUCAAAGGCGACAGCUGAAUCUCCUCUUC